AUGUCUUAUAUACUAUAACGUAUGGUAUCUAAUAAUGAUAAUAGUUAUCUAUAGCAAAAAUGUGCUACCAGUUGCAGGGAGUAUAGCCCACUCGCUUACGCUGGAGGGUUGCGCGGAAGGCGAUAAUUUAUUGAUGGGAAUGAAGAGAAGAGGACAGUAUGUAGGCCUAAACAGGUUGGCGUCUUGCCAAGCAUUGCCCGAAACCUGGCGAUCACUCCUUGUCACCCUUAAAAGAUCAAACUUAGGCACAUCUUUACGGCCGUAAUGAUUGCAGUGCUCAUGCAAAGAGCCAUUUGUGUAUGACCGUGCGGCAACUGUACCCCCAAGAUAUGCAGAACCUCUCCUCCACCUUCAUAUAUGCUUGCGACCACGGCUUUCGACCAGUGACACUCGAUCCACUUGCCGAAGUGCAAGCUUCGAUUUCAGCUCUUGAAAUCAUGCCAGUCUCUGUCCGCUGCCAUGCCCGCUGUGUGAGACCCACCCACCCUACUCUGUCUUAGACGUCUCCUCGCUCAUUGUAUUUCCAUUCAAUGUGCUGAAGCGAUAUUCGGCUACUGCUUGGUAUAUGUAUCGGUUCAGAUGUAGUCGAGAAGCAGGAAGGCUUAGUGGGUCGGAGGAGGGAUUAACGGCGGGCCUGCGGAGCUUGAGGGCGACGCGAUGGUCUAUCUCUUUGCCGCGGAAACUUUCGAGCUAGGUAUGGUCGUCCAUUAGACUGCAUCUCGAAGUUGUACGAUGGCUGUGUCAAAAGCUGAUUUGCGGUUUCGAUGCUGGACG
Messenger RNA from Mytilinidion resinicola, 774 nucleotides. RefSeq lists its product as uncharacterized. Lineage: Eukaryota; Fungi; Ascomycota; Dothideomycetes; Mytilinidiales; Mytilinidiaceae. The transcript has a single exon. The record is from RefSeq and is a predicted model, not a curated record. The coding region runs from base 300 to 500 and encodes 66 amino acids.